Messenger RNA from Plutella xylostella (diamondback moth), 722 nucleotides. The record is from RefSeq and is a predicted model, not a curated record. NCBI's taxonomy places the organism in Eukaryota, Metazoa, Arthropoda, Insecta, Lepidoptera, Plutellidae.
AUGCUAGUGGAAGUUGCAGAAAAUUUGCUAGCGUUUCUAGAUAUAACUUCGAAGAAAGGCGAUAUAGCUUCGGAUUAUAAAGAAGCUAAAGUGAAUGAGUCGCUAAAGAAGUUUCUGGACACACGAAACGAUUUGAGUGAUAAAUUGAAGACAGUUAUUGCGGAUGUCAUGUCAACGAUAGCCAACUAUGAAAACCACCCAUUGGCAUCCAGACCGGACUUCAAGUACCCAUCGGACACGUACGCGCACCCCGCGCCGCUGCCCACCGACGACCCCCGAGGCGCGGCGCUGGCGGCGGUCGACACUCCCUACAAGGCCAUCGUACAGGGGACCAAGUGGAAAGGAGACGUCAAAGUGUUUGAUAAGAAGUUUAAUUUUGGGCGGACAAGGACCGGCCAUUCCGUUACACUGAGGGCUGAGGUGGGGUGUGAGGUGGCAUACCUCACAGCGGAGAGUACAGAGGCGAUCCCGAUCCUCCUGAAGGGCGGCGUGGGCCACGACCACUUCACGGUGGUGGUGAAGGCCAAGCCGGAGCGGAGGCUGAAGGGCAGAGUGCGGGCGUACUGUCGCAAGGGACAGGGGAAGAGGGUGCCAGAAAUAUUCAUCAUACCAACGACAGCACCGACUGACACGAGUACCUACCUACGUCUCUAACGGAAGAUGAGUGAGCAUAAUUAAAAAAAUUAUGAAGUAGAAAGGAGUUUUAUUAAAAUGUUUGUAUU